This is a messenger RNA of Paramuricea clavata, 2140 nucleotides long. The record is from the annotation of a GenBank genome assembly. NCBI's taxonomy places the organism in Eukaryota, Metazoa, Cnidaria, Anthozoa, Malacalcyonacea, Plexauridae.
AUGGCAGUAGUGAGGCUGACAGGAUUAUAUAUACUAUACGCUACUCUUUUAUUACUAAGUAUUACAUGUCCAACAUGGCAGAAUGUAGAGUCACAAAAUUCGGAUGUUGUACUGACCGUAUUUCGAGAGACACGUUCCGACACGGACCGCGUUCACAUUCGGCCGGCUAAGCCAGGCACCGAGCUGGACUCGAGAUAUAUUACAAGUAAAACUAUGAACUGUAGCGAGACCAAAGACGAGAUAUAUGCUCAGAAUAGUCAUAUCUGUACGUGCAAAGAAAGCAGUCCAACUUAUGUUGUCAGUGAGAGACAGUGUGUCAACAAUGUCUGGUUACGUCGAGGUAAGCUCAGAUACUUGUAGGAAACAAUACUUCCUGGUUUGUCCACCACUGGGAACAUGGCUAGGAAACAAUGUUUUCUGGAGGAACAUGGCCAGGAAACAAUGUUUUCUGGUUUGUCCACCAUCUGGAACAUAACUAAGAAACAAUAUGUUUGCUGGCGGAACAUGGCCAGGAAACAAUGUUUCCUGGUUUUCCCACCUUCAGUAAACAUGCCUAGGAAACAUAAUUUUGUAAAAUUAAAAUUAAGUACUUCCACGCAGGUUUGAGAUUUGAGAACCGUGGAGAAACAACCGUUUCCUGGUCUUUCCUGCUGGGUUUCCAAAUAAAAUAAUGAAUGAAAAAUGCAUUUUCUUUUGUACGAAGGUUGUGCUUUUCGUUUCGGUUCGUGGCGUCAUUCGUCUGGAUGGACUUGGAGCGAGGAGGGUGACCGGCUACUUUUCCUAUACCUGGACGAUGGCUAUGGCAUUGCUGGUGGAUUCAAUGCCUCAAACAGAGAGUUUGAGCGUUGUACGUUGGCCAAUGUGACUACUUUGACUGAAACUGGAGUCUGGGGGAAGAUUGACUUUGAUUCAAAGGAUGUUACAUUCUUUGUUGUCAGACAUCAUUAUCAUAUUAGUUGGGUAAGAAUAUCAGUAAACUAACUUUAUUUAUACCGGAUAGCUCUACCAGUUCGAAUUAUGGUUCGAAACUGUUCUCUCUAGAAUAGAGAUACAAUAAGAGUCAUCAUUGAUCCAGUGUUACUACAUGAAGAAAUCUAACUUAAGCAAACUUUAUUAAUACUGGAUACCUCUAUCAGUAUCCAGUAUUAAUACUGGAUACCUCUAACUGUUCUCUCUAUCCAGUAUUAAUACUGGAUACCCCUAGCUAACUGCUCUCUCUAGAGGUCCAGUAAGAGUGGCCUGAAGCCCUGGUCCGAACAAAUCUUUACUGUAACUCAUCUUUACAGAAUACAGAAAAUCUGGGCGCAGAAAGUAGACAAGAGAUCCGAGGAAGAAUACUUAAAUUUUCAAUCACGUGUCAACCGCCAGAACCCACACUACAUAACGAUAUUUUACGUCAACCCACUGAGUCAUGUCUCGUUUUUAAAGUGACUGGAAACUUUACUGGUGAGCACUAGACAGCAGAAGUUUGGAUUGGUCAAUCUAGGGAUUAUUUCCUGCUGGUCCAUACUAGACCAUCCAAACCACACAUCACACCACACCAAACCACACCAAAUGACACUAUAGGCACCAUGCCAUAUCACACCAUAUCACACCAUACCAUACCAUACUUGUUAUACCAUAUUACACCAUACCACACCAAUCAUAUCAGACCAUACCACACCAUCCAAUACCACAAGAUACCAUACAUUACCACACCUCAAUACCAUACCCACCAUACCACCACCAUACCAUCACCAUAUCUUCACCAUACCAUACAUUACCAUACCUACAAUACACCAUACCAUACCAUCACCAUACCAUACAUUACCAUACCUACAAUACACCAUACCAUACCAUACCAUACCUACCAUACCAUACCAUAACAUACCAUACCAUACCAUACCUACCAUACCAUAUCAUACCAUACCAUACCAUACCACUAUUAAUACACUUUUCCAUCUUUUCAGUUUCCCCCAAAAGGCAAGAAUCCGAAAAGUCGAAAGAAGAAAACACUGCCAUAGUGGCAAUAGCCCUAGGAGUGACAUUCUCAAUUCUACUUCUUGCUGGGAUAGUGGUUGGUAUGGUCUGUUACAAACGAAGGUCUGGAACGAACAUCACACCGAGAUUUAUAUCAGGUUUCAUUGCAAAGAUCACAUAG